UACGUUGACACGCUGGUGGCUAGUUCCUGGACUAGGCCUUAGCAGGGGGGAGGGGUUGCGGGCCAGUAACUGCCCCGGGAGCGCGGGCGGGCGGGCGGCGAUGGUGUCCGCCGUGUAGAGGCGCCGGCGGAGCAGCAAGGCCGCCAUGAUCAUAGAGAACGUGGACGCCCUCAAGUCCUGGCUGGCCAAGUUGCUGGAGCCGAUAUGUGAUGCAGACCCUUCGGCCUUGGCUAACUACGUUGUGGCAUUAGUCAAGAAAGACAAACCAGAGAAGGAGCUGAAAGCUUUCUGUGCUGAUCAGCUAGAUGUCUUUCUGCAAAAAGAAACUUCAGGUUUUGUGGAUAAACUCUUUGAAAGUCUGUAUACAAAAAGCUACCUUCCUUCCCCUGAACCAGCAAAAGUAGAAUUGAAGCCUGCAGGUCAGGAAAAAGAGGAAAUCAAAGAGGAGGAUGUCAGCGUUCCUGCACUUCCUCAGCGUUCCAGCCUGCAAGUGGCUGGGCAUGGCCAGGAUGCAGCCAGGCAAGGUUGUGGGAGCAGCCCCAGCGGUUGGAUGAAGACCUUUCAGGAGUCACUUGAGGAAGAGCGAGAGAGCAAGAAAAAGAAGCAUUGUAGCCCACAGAAAAACCGUUCGGAUUCUAAUGAGCAAAGAACCAGAGAGAAGAAAAGAGAUGAUGGUAAAUGGAGGGAUUAUGAUCGAUACUAUGAUCGGAAUGACUUGUACAGAGACAAAUAUGAUUGGCGAAGAGGCAGGAGUAAGAGUCGUAGUAAAAGCAGAGGGUUAAGUCGAAGUCGCAGUCGCAGCAGGGGUAGAAGCAAAGACCGAGAUGCAAACCGAACUAUCGCUGAGCACAGAGAGAGAUCAAAAUUCAAGAGCGAAAGGAACGAUGUGGAGAGCUCAUAUAACCCGGUGUCUUUGUCGCCCAGUAACUCUACUGAACAGUAUUCAUCUGCACAGUCUAUUCCCAGUGCUGUUACUGUGAUUGCACCUGCCCACCAUCUUGAAAACACAACAGAGAGCUGGUCAAAUUAUUAUAACAAUCAUAAUGCUCCUAAUUCAUUUGGUAGAAACCCUCCACCUAAGAGAAGGUGUCGAGAUUAUGAUGAGCGAGGAUUUUGUGUCCUUGGUGACCUUUGCCAGUUUGAUCAUGGAAAUGACCCUUUGGUAGUAGAUGAAGUUUCAUUGCCAAGCAUGAUUCCUUUUCCACCGCCACCCCCAGGACUUCCUCCUCCUGGCAUGCUAAUGCCUCCUAUGCCAGGCCCUGCUCACAAUAUGAGAAUGCCAGUUCCACAAGCACAUCCACAGCCUCCACCUCCUGUUGUGCUCCCUGUACCAAGACCACCUUUAACACAGUCAAGUUUAAUAAAUAAUCGUGACCAGCCCAGGACAAGUGCAGUACCCAAUCUGGCACCAGUGGGAGCAAGACUACCUCCUCCUUUAUCCCACAACCUACUGUACACAGUAUCAGAACAUACAUAUGAGCCAGAUGGCUAUAACCCAGAAGCUCCUAGUAUUACUGGUGCAGGUAGAUCUCAGUACCGACAGUUCUUUACAAGGACACAGACACAACGUCCAAAUCUGAUUGGCCUAACAUCUGGAGAGAUGGAUACAAAUCCACGAGCUGCUAAUAUCAUCAUCCAGACUGAGCCUCCAAUUCCCAUGAUAAAUAACAGCAAUGUAACAAGAGUGGUGCUUGAGCCAGAUAGCAGGAAAAGACCACCAAGUAGCAUGGAAGGGCCAUCUGUAAAGAAACCCUGGAUUGGAAAGCAAACCAACAACAACCAGAAUAAACCAGGAUUUCUGAAAAAGAAUCAAUAUACAAACACCAAAUUGGAAGUUCGUAAAAUUCCUCCCGAGUUAAAUAAUAUUACACGACUUAAUGAGCACUUCAGUAAAUUUGGAACCAUUGUCAACAUUCAGGUUGCUUUCCAAAAUGAUCCUGAAGCCGCUCUAAUUCAGUACUUAACCAAUGAUGAGGCCAGAAAGGCCAUUUCUAGCACAGAGGCAGUUUUAAACAAUCGGUUUAUAAGGGUGCUGUGGCAUAGGGAAAAUGAACAGCAGCCAUCGUUACAGCAGCAGCAGCCACCACAGUCUCUUCAUCACCAACUUCAUCCUCACCCGCAGAGUUUGACUGCACAGCCUCCAGCUGUGACGGUACAUAGCAAUGUUUCAAAGGUGAUGACAAAACCACUGGCAGCUGGUGCCUAUGUCCUUAAUAAAGUUUCAGUUAAACGUCGCCUUGGAGUACUUGGUGGAAACCAGACUGACCUGAACCAGUCAAGUUCUAUUGCAGAAGAUUCUCAGACAUUUCCUACUUCUACAAGCCAUACAAAGAUGAUCUAUAGUCCUUCAAAUUUGAAGACCUCUAUGAAACCUGGUACCGGAUCAAAAUCUCAUGAUGUGCAAGAGGCUCUCAAAAAGAAACAGGAGGCAAUGAAGUUGCAACAAGAUAUGAGGAAAAAGAAGCAGGAGAUGUUGGAGAAGCAAAUAGAAUACCAGAAGAUGUUGAUAUCCAAACUGGAAAAGAACAAAGCUAUGAAACCAGAGGAGAGGGCAGAGAUAAUGAAGACCUUAAAUGAACUAACAGAAAAGAUUUCUCAAUUAAAAGAUGAAUUAAAAACUUCAUCUACUGCCUCCACACCAUCAAAACUAAAGAGCAAAACAGAGGCACAGAAGGAAAUUUUAGAUGCAGAACUAGACUUGCACAAAAGAUUGUCAUCUGGAGAAGACACAACAGAGUUGAGGAAAAAACUCAAUCAACUCCAGGUUGAAGCUGCCCGUUUAGGUAUCUUGCCUGUAGGUCGAGGAAAAGUGAUGUCUGUUCAGGGUAGAGGAAGAGGACGAGGUCGUGGUGGAAGAGGAAGGGGCAUGUUGAAUCACAUGGUGGUGGAUCACCGUCCCAAAGCACUAACUGUCGGGGGCUUUGUUGAAGAAGAGAAAGAUGAGUUGUUACAACACUUUUCUAAAUUUGGAGAUAUAGAAGAUCUCCAAGAAGAGGAGUCUCCUUUAAGUGUUGUUCUAACUUUCAAGUCCCGCUCAGAAGCUGAAAAUGCUGCUAACCAAGGAUCAAAGUUCAAAGACCGAAAGCUACAGAUAUCGUGGCACAAACCCAAGGUACCUUCUGUGUCCACAGAAAUAGAGGAAGAGGAAUCCAAGGAAGAGGAGACUGAAACCUCAGAUUUAUUUUUGCAUGAAGAUGAUGACGACGAUGAUGAAGAUGAAGAUGAAUCCCGUUCUUGGAGAAGAUGAAACUUGGUGUUGGAAUUGUAUAUUUUUAGGAAUAUAGUUUAAACUACAACUUUUAAAAAUUUAUUUAAGGAAGUUGAUGAGCCAAAAAAUUUUAUGUUCAUUUCUUUUCAAAAUACAGUAGAUUUAAAGUGAGAGCAAGCUUGCUAUAUAAACGUCAUACUUCGCUGUGAUACUAAGUUAGCCAAAGGCCCAAUGACUUUUUAGAGUUAAAAAGAUCACCAUUGGUGUUUGUCCUCCUUUAAAAACAAUAUUUUCAAUCUUUCUUUUCAAGCCACCUGUAUUACUUAGUUUUUUAUGUGAUUGAUUUAUUAGUUUAUAACUGAAAGGAAGAAUAGGUUUUAUUUAGAAUAUUAUGGGGUCAGAAGAGAGCUACAUUUAAAAAAAAAAAAAGUUUUCAUUAAAUGUCAAAAUUGCCUCAUUUGCUCACCUGAAAGGGGUAGUAUUUUAUUACAUGUUGAGUCAGUUAUCAGAAAUAUUUGUUGGAAUUCACCUGAUUCAAGAUCUGUCUUGAAGGGUCAUGUGUAAUUUCAGUCCAGAAAGCUCAACGUUUCUAUAGUUUGUCUUCUGUUCAUGCAUGUUUUCACAAGGGUAUUCAUACAACACUGCUCAAUAUUAGUUCACUGUAUAUCAUUUUAGAUCUUGUUUCACUGAAAUGUCAACAAUGACACUGAGAUUUGAGUAAUUGAAAUAUCGUUUCCAUGCGUUCACUUCAAGUGUCUGUUUCCUCAUACACUUUGAAUGCAAGGUUCAAAAUUGAUCUAGGCUGUUACUUUAUUGCAUUGUCAGUAUUGUUGAAAUUAAUUUUGUAGAGGUUUUUCUUGGAUUUUUCUCCCCCUUUUUUGAUAACCAACCACUAGAAUCCUUGUCUGUGAGCAUGGGAGGCCUUGGGCUUUUUGUUCCCUUUCUCCCUCCCCUUCCCCCCCCCCCUUCCCCUCAAAUGAUCAGAUCUCAUUUUUAUUAAUGUUCAGGCCAAACUUGUACAGUGUUCAGAGUAAAUUUUAUGGUUUUAGGGGCAUGUAAGGUCUUCUACUCUGAGAAGUAUAUAUGAAACCACUAAGUGAUGAAAUUCUUAAACAUAGUGUUUAAAACUUGCUUUAAGUAAGCUAAUACAUUUGUCUUAAAAACACAACUUAAUUUAAAAGCAGGUAGGUUGAAUAUCAUAAAAUUCAGUUGCCGUUGUCUUUAUAUCACUAAAAAGCACCCAAAAUAAAUGGUGUGUAUUGUGGUAGAAAUGGGGAUAAUGAGUUUAUACUGUCCGAGAGCCAUAGAUCUUCAUAAUUCUGUUAUGUGCUGUUCAUGAACAGCAAUGCAUUAUCUUGUAAGCUCUGUCUUGUGCACCUGUACUGUGUGUACUACAUCUGAGGUAUCUUACAUGAGAGACCUGGGGAAGAAAAACCUUUGCAUUCUGAAUGUCAGUGUAGAGGAGCAUAACAAACAUAUUUUGUCAGCACUAAGAUAGGAAACGGCUUUUGUUCUCUACAUACCAAACACGAAAAAAAAAAUAUAUAUCUUUUUUAAGUUAGCACUCAUCUUUUCAAAUUAGCACACUGAGCCAUUUCACAACCUGUUCCUGAUUCAGAAUGAGAGGGGGAAAAACUUUAUACUAGAGUCUUUAAAUCAAAAAGUCUCUGAACUUAGUUACUUGAGGUUGCAUGUUUUCAGUUUGCCGAUUGUAUUGUUUCCCCCCAUUUAACUAUCCAUUUGCCGUGGCUGUAUGUACAAGAAGCCAAAACACUAUCCCUUUCGGUUUCAGUGUCAGUUGAAGGGAGCACUUCCUUCAGUAUUAAGGCCUCCCCUUUCUACAGAACUGCUGUUCUCCCAAUAUGGAGGCUGAAAUUCAACUGAUGGAGUGAGGGAAAAUGCUAAAACCAUGUACCUGAAGAAUAAACCUUGCUCUUCUCCCAUCACCUCUAAAAUUUUCUUAAUGUCUAGACUCAGUCAGUGUAUAUUUUGAAAGAUCCAUUGCAGCAAAUGUUUGAGUCCUGACAGUUUAACAAAAUGAUAGAGGGAACAAAGGAUUUAUAUAUUUUUUUGUACAGAGUUUUUCUUAAAAUUGUAUAAUUUUGUAAAUAUUUUGUUUUUGUGUACUAAAACUACCAGCGUAUAGAUUUCAAUAAGAAUUGUUGUAUUUUUGUAUUUGGAAACUGAAGAUUACAGUGAGUAAAUGAACCUGUAAAAGAAAAACUCAGUAGCCUUUGACAUGAUUAAACAGAGUGGGAUUCCUUUUCAUAUGAUUUUGAACUCUAAAAUGACACCCGACUGGCAUGCUGUGUUCAGAGACUUGAUUUUUUGCCCUUGCUCAGAUACGUUGGCUUUUCUAGCAGGGCGAGUUAAGUGGCAAAGGAAGAGUGGAAGCUUUAUUUAAUGAGCUUUGGAGAGCUGUAUAUACAUUUUUCUUUGUAGUACGCAUUGGCAGGCUUACAGAAAUCCCCAGGUGACAUCCAAAAUACAAUUUUUAAGCGUUGAAGCACAAAAUGAGUUGUGACUGUGAACUUAGAUUGUGUAUUGAAAGCCUGCUAUUAUAUUAUUGGGCAUCUAAGUGAUGGGCAGCAUAGCAGUAACUGACUCUUGGUGUUUAAGGAAUGGGGAAGCCUUUUGAAAGUGACCUUGGUUUUUCAAAGGUGUAGAGAACCUUUCUAUUGUAUUCUUAGGGUUUACUAGGUAAUAUUACUGAAUCCUUUAUUUUUAAGUAGGUAGUUGAGAAUGCAACUUAUUUUAUUUUUAUUUUCAAUGUGAACUUUUGAAAAGUACAUUACAUUACACUUAAUUCAUAAUCACUACCAUAACUAGAUACAUGUUAACCAGGCUAUUUAUUGGGAAUUUAAAGUAAAAUGCUACCAAGCAAAAGCCUAGCUGACAAAUAUUACAACUGUAGAUACUAAAAAUUAAACCGUGGUGUAUAUUUAUUUUUCAUCAAUGAGUUAAGCUCUGACACAAAACAAGAAAACCAACAACUGAAUAAAAAAAUCAGUUUGAAAGUACUUGCCCACUUAUGACACAUAUUACAGUGGUUUUUAACAAAAUCAUGUGAAAAGGAAUACUAGUUCCUCUUGAUGUAUAGUAAACUUGUACUAUAGUUUUUACAAAAUUGUGAGCUUGUGUAAUAGUAUAAUAGGAGAUAUUGUUGAAUUUCUAACUGUUUAUACAUUUAAAUUCAUAUAUGUAAUGUUUGUUUUAUUGAUUACAAUCGGAAUUUCUAAGAUGCAUGUUGACUUUUUGCAAUAAAGAUAUAACGCGGAAUGGUUCAAGAUUUAAAAAAAAAAAUGAAAAGGAUGAAAAUAAUUCUAACUUAAAAAAAAAAAUUGGAAAACUAAAGAACCAUUCCAAAAAAUUAUAA
Messenger RNA from Alligator mississippiensis (American alligator), 6584 nucleotides. RefSeq names its product RNA binding motif protein 27 (gene RBM27). NCBI's taxonomy places the organism in Eukaryota, Metazoa, Chordata, Crocodylia, Alligatoridae. The record is from RefSeq and is a predicted model, not a curated record. Gene Ontology annotation, biological process: mRNA processing. Gene Ontology annotation, molecular function: metal ion binding; RNA binding. The coding region runs from base 146 to 3247 and encodes 1033 amino acids. The transcript has 22 exons. Gene Ontology annotation, cellular component: nucleus.